AAGCCCAAUCGACAAGAUGCACGAACUAGCAGCAUACGCCAAACCGCAAGAAUCCAAGAUGCAAUACCACUACUUGGGACAAUCGGGACUUAAGGUAUCCCAGAUCAUUCUAGGAGCCAUGUCUUACGGCUCUUCCAAGUGGCAAGAUUGGGUUCUUGACGAGGAACAAGCAUUACAUGACCAAAUANNGGCCGACGUCUACUCCAACGGCCGCAGCGAAGAAAUCAUCGGCACUGCAAUCACCAAAUACAACAUUCCUCGCCACCGCCUUGUGCUGCUCUCAAAAUGUUAUUUUGGCGUCACCGACGAAGACAAUUCUGCGCAUCAACCAACGAUCCCGCAAAUGAUGAAUAAUGAUGGGGACUUGGUGAACAGAGUUGGGCUUUCGAGAAAGCAUAUCUUUGAUGCUGUGGAAGCUAGUGUCAGGAGAUUGGGUACUUAUAUUGAUGUGCUACAGGUUCAUAGAUUGGACAGGGGAGCACCCAANAAGGAAAUCAUGCGUGCACUCAACGAUGUCGUUGAAAAAGGCUGGGUCCGCUACAUCGGCGCCUCUUCAAUGGCAGCCUGGGAGUUCCAAGAGUUGCAGAACAUUGCAGAAACUCACAACUGGCAUAAAUUCAUCAGCAUGCAAAACUACCACAACCUCCUCUAUCGCGAGGAAGAGCGCGAAAUGAUUCCUUACUGCAAAGCCACUGGCGUAGGCUUAAUCCCUUGGUCACCCAUGGCCCGUGGCGUGCUCGCUCGUCCUUGGUCUUCUCGCUCCUCCAUCCGCGAAUCCUCCGACAACACUCUAAAAGCAUUGAUCCGCAGCAAGGAAACCGAAACCGAUGAAAAGAUUGUCAAGAGAGUGGAGGAGGUUGCGAAGAGAAAGGGUAUCAGUAUGGCUGCUGUGGCGGUCGGGUGGAGUAUUGCCAAAGGCGAUAUUCCAAUUUUGGGGUUGAGCAGUAAGGAGAGGAUCGAUGAGGCGUGUGAGAAUUGCAAGGUCAAGUUGAGUGAGGAGGAGAUUGCUGAGUUGGAGGAGUUGUAUAUGCCAAAGGCCGUUUCUGGGUUC
This is a messenger RNA of Aureobasidium vineae, 1051 nucleotides long. The record is from the annotation of a GenBank genome assembly. Lineage: Eukaryota; Fungi; Ascomycota; Dothideomycetes; Dothideales; Saccotheciaceae.